Sitophilus oryzae (rice weevil) is the source of this 1456-nucleotide messenger RNA. RefSeq names its product ras-like GTP-binding protein Rho1 (gene Rho1). NCBI's taxonomy places the organism in Eukaryota, Metazoa, Arthropoda, Insecta, Coleoptera, Curculionidae. The record is from RefSeq and is a predicted model, not a curated record. The transcript is spliced from 2 exons. The coding region runs from base 168 to 791 and encodes 207 amino acids. Gene Ontology annotation, molecular function: GTPase activity; GTP binding. Gene Ontology annotation, biological process: small GTPase-mediated signal transduction; cell migration.
AGCGCUCGGUCGGUAAACGGUGGGGAGCCUACGUCAUUCGGCUGUCCGUCUUUUAUUAGAUUAGUGGUUUUGUUUAUUUGGAUUGAUUUGUAGUCAUUCUGUCUUCCUAGCUGAAAUACCCGUUUAAGCCGGACACGGUCCGCACCCACCCUUCUAUCGUAACUUGGAUGUUCUGUUGCUGGGCCCCGCAAGAGGACUUCGGAAAAGGUCCGAUGGCUGCCAUACGAAAGAAAUUGGUGAUCGUGGGCGACGGUGCAUGCGGGAAAACUUGCCUGCUGAUUGUUUUCAGCAAGGACCAAUUUCCAGAAGUGUACGUGCCAACCGUUUUCGAGAACUAUGUGGCCGAUAUCGAAGUCGACGGAAAACAAGUCGAAUUGGCCCUAUGGGAUACAGCAGGACAGGAAGACUACGACCGUCUGCGUCCCUUAUCCUAUCCAGAUACCGACGUGAUCCUUAUGUGCUUCUCUGUGGAUUCUCCAGACUCGCUUGAAAAUAUCCCGGAAAAAUGGACUCCGGAAGUGAAACAUUUCUGUCCGAACGUCCCUAUCAUUCUGGUAGGUAAUAAGAAAGAUUUACGUAACGACCCCACAACUAUAAACGAGCUAAGAAAGAUGAAACAGGAGCCUGUCAAGCCUCAGGACGGUCGUUCGAUGGCAGAGAAAAUUAACGCCUUUGCUUAUCUCGAGUGCUCAGCUAAAAGUAAGGAAGGUGUGAGGGAAGUGUUUGAAAACGCCACUCGCGCCGCUCUUCAGGUGAAAAAGAAGAAGAAGCAUCGUUGCAUUUUGUUCUGAACAAGCACACAACACAAAAAAACAAGAAAGGCUAUUGUUUAUAUCUUUCUGAUUUUUGUGUUAUAUUUUGAAGUUUUGAGGGGCUAUUGCAUGUAUAUCUACUAACACAAACGAUCCCUAUUAUAUAUAUGUUUUACAAUUACAAUCUUAAGUUUACUACUGGUUCGAUUUUUUUUCUAGAUAGACCAUAUCUGCUUUAAGUUUGUAUAUCGUAGAUGUAAAGGUGUUGUAAUAAUUUUUUGUAGUAAAUAAUAAAAAAAAACAUGUUAUUAACAAAGUGUCCAGGCACAACAUUGUUACACAUCCUACAACAAUUUUUUGAAACUUAUAAAUAAUAAUUGGGACAGCCUCUUUGUAUUUUCUACAUAUGUUAUAGUUAUUGUAUUGAAAUUUUAGUUAAUGGUGUGUGUAGAGAGGAAAAAAAUAAGCUAAUCGAUGAAUAUAUAUAUUUAUACAUAUAUUUUUUAAAUUUUGGGUGAAACAAGAGUUAAUUUUUUUUAAAAGAAAUCAGUUUAGUUUUUCUUUCAUAUCGAUGAGAAUAUAUUUAGAAUCGGUUGUAUAGGAAGACUUUUUAGGAGGAUAAAUUUAUGAAUCGCGUAUUAAUGUAAUAGCUUUAACUUUUCCAUACUAUGAUGUAUACUAAAAUUAAUAAAAUUGUUUUUCCU